Messenger RNA from Zonotrichia leucophrys gambelii, 1624 nucleotides. It is a transcript of the gene ALOX5AP, whose product is annotated as arachidonate 5-lipoxygenase activating protein. The record is from RefSeq and is a predicted model, not a curated record. Gene Ontology annotation, biological process: leukotriene biosynthetic process. Bases 324 to 905 code for a protein of 193 amino acids. Gene Ontology annotation, molecular function: leukotriene-C4 synthase activity; enzyme activator activity; glutathione peroxidase activity. NCBI's taxonomy places the organism in Eukaryota, Metazoa, Chordata, Aves, Passeriformes, Passerellidae. Gene Ontology annotation, cellular component: membrane; endoplasmic reticulum; nuclear envelope. The transcript has 6 exons.
AGGAAGUCUCGCAGUGCAACUGGAAAAGCUUGCUGGCUUUGCACAUUUUUGUGAGCUUCAUGGCUCACUGAGUCAAGGUUAUCUUCCUUGGACAGGGUGAUGUGGAUGUCAAAGAGCCAUGCAGCAAGCAAAAGGGCUGGGAUCUGACAGCAGCUGCUGAAGUGCUGAAUUGCCUGUGCCUGAAGAAGUCUGACCACAGCUGGAGGUUACAGAAGGUGCAGGCACAGUUCCCCAAGUGAGUGAGUGAGCCUGCGGUUGGUGGUCUGACAGGCACCAGAGCAGAGGGUGCUGCCACUCUCCUGUGAAACCAUAGGAAGUGUUUCAUGAUUCAAGAUAAGACCUUCACUUCCUCGUUCUGUGCUCGUACCACUGAGCUGCCACCGAGGCUGCACCAUCCACCCCGAGAACCCUGUCACGAAAUGGACCAGGAGACCCUGGGAAGCAUUGUCCUGCUUGUCAUCGUCACCCUGAUCAGUGUCGUCCAGAACGCUUUUUUUGCAAACAAAGUGGAGCAUGAAAGCAGACACUGCAAUGGGAAGGUGUUGCAGCGGCAGGGAUCCUCCUCCUUCGACCGUGUCUACACUGCCAACCAGAACUGUGGACAUGCAUACCCUACGUUCCUCGCUGUGCUUUGGUGUGCUGGCCUUCUCUGCAGCCAAGCUCCUGCUGCCUUUGCUGGCCUGAUGUACCUGUUUGUGAGGCAGAAGUACUUUGUGGGCUACCUCGGGGAGAGAACUCAGAGCACUCCUGGUUACCUGUUUGGAAAGCGCAUCAUUUUGUUCCUGUUCCUCAUGUCUGUGGCUGGAGUACUCAACUACUAUCUUGUCUUCUUUUUCGGAAGUGACUUUGAAAUACACAUUAAGACGAUAACCAGCGCGAUCUCUCCAUUGCUGCUCAUUCCCUAAUUCCCCAGAGCACUGAGAGGGUCAGCACGCUUCCUAUAUUGAUGCCCAAAAGCUGCUAUAAUUCAACUGUUUAAGAAAUGAACCCAUAACCCAGUGAGAUUUCUGUAAAUCUCAUGCUUGACAAGCUCUGUAGUUUGAUUUAGCCUUGCUUUUUUUUCUUCGUCAAAAAGAUUUAUCAUGAGCACUUGGCACGCCCAAGGAAUGGUAACAACUUUUCAUUUAAUUCUUUAGAAUUCUUUUCCCUAAAGGGCAUCUUGCAAGCUGCCUGCAUGACUGGAAGGGACAUUGUAUGCUUGCUUCAUAAAUGUGUCAUGCUUAGCUUUUGUCCCAAACCCCAGGAUCCUCCCAGUGUCGUUCCUGUCUGGUGGCUCCCCCAGUCACCCUCAGAUGCAAGAACAGCCCUUCACCAUCAUUCCCCGCGGCCCUGCCCACACAAGGGCAUGGACCAGCCUCUUCACCUACCCUUUCCCUCUGACUUGUUGAUGACCAAACUCUUGCUGGUGCAGGAGGGUGGCAAAUUGGCCCUUUUCUGGUCUUCCUUGAUAAAUAAAUAUUCAUGUGCGUAACAGUCACCACGCUGAUCUCAUUCACGCUUCAGCCUCUUUGUUCUCCCAGAACUGGGAAAAGGAGUGGUGUGUAAAUGAGGAGCUGGUGUAUCGCCGGUGGGGUUGGGUUUGUUUUGAUUUGCUUUGUUUAAUAAAACAGUCUAAAGCAAUGAA